CCAUUUCCUCUAUAUAACUUCUGUAUAUCCCUUGAAUCAAAUUCUUCAGUAAUCUGCAAAAUCAAUUACUACCAUCUUUUGCAAAAGAUAAUAAUUUUUCUAUAAAAAUGGCGUCCUUAAAAUCCCGUUUGGAGCACACUGUUACACCCACUGCCCUCAGAUCGUAUCUUGCAGAGUUCAUUUCCACAUUCUUCUUCGUCUUCGCUUCUGUUGGAGCCACAAUGUCCACGCUGAAAAUGAUGCCGGAUGCAGCAUCAAAUUCUUCCGGUCUGGUAGCUAUUGCAGUUGCAAAUGCCUUUGCAUUAUCAGUAGCAGUGUACAUUGCUUAUAAUAUCUCCGGUGGCCAUGUGAAUCCGGCUGUUACAUUUGGAAUGGCUAUCGGAGGCCACAUAAGCAUUCCGAUGGCCAUUUUCUACUGGAUUUCUCAGACCCUCGGCUCUGUCAUAGCUUGCAUUCUCUUAAAAGUGACCACUGUUGGACAGCACGUUCCAACGCACUCAAUUCCACAAGAAAUGACCGGUUUUGGUGCAGCCAUACUGGAAGGCGUGAUGACAUUUACAUUGGUGUACACAGUAUAUGCUGCUGCUGAUCCGAGGCGAGGUUCCAUGUCAAUAAUUGGCCCGUUGGCCAUAGGGCUGGUGUCAGGGGCUAACGUACUGGCAUCGGGACCUUUUACCGGUGGCUCAAUGAACCCCGCCUACUCCUUCGGUUCUGCACUUGUUGGAGGAAGUUUCAAGAAUCAAGCAGUCUAUUGGAUUGGACCAUUGAUUGGAGCAGCCACUGCAGGAAUUUUAUAUGAGCAUGUAGUUUUCCCUGCUCAACAAGAGCCUGAUUCAUUGAGGGGAAUUCCUCAUGGAGUUGAAUUUUAAUUAUUAACUAGAGAUUUCAAUGUACUUUUAUACUCUUCUAACUCAAUACUCAACAGAGUGAUGAGUAAUGUAACAUUACAUUCCAGUGACAAAAAUCUUUUUCUUGUGUUUUGAUAUAUAGUAAAACCUAGAUAAAUCUCAAAGUAGUCAAAGAUUGUAGACAUAAAUUAGCAUAGAAACCUGGAAAAAUUUAGAGAGAAUUAUUCAGAUUUAGUUACAGCAGUGGGCGGAGAGUCAGAAUCCAACGAAGCUCCAUCUCUUAAUACUAC
Molecule: messenger RNA, 1138 nt
Organism: Olea europaea var. sylvestris
Lineage: Eukaryota; Viridiplantae; Streptophyta; Magnoliopsida; Lamiales; Oleaceae
Product: probable aquaporin TIP5-1
Exons: 3
Coding region: 108-869 (253 amino acids)
Biological process (GO): water transport; transmembrane transport
Cellular component (GO): membrane
Molecular function (GO): water channel activity
Source: RefSeq, a predicted model, not a curated record